Debaryomyces tyrocola is the source of this 78-nucleotide messenger RNA. NCBI's taxonomy places the organism in Eukaryota, Fungi, Ascomycota, Pichiomycetes, Serinales, Debaryomycetaceae. The record is from the annotation of a GenBank genome assembly.
AUGCACACUGGGGUUUACAUACUUCUAACGGUUACUAAAAAAAGCUGUCUAAAAGAGCUUGGGGUACGGAAAAGAUAA